This is a messenger RNA of Arabis nemorensis, 2328 nucleotides long. The record is from the annotation of a GenBank genome assembly. Lineage: Eukaryota; Viridiplantae; Streptophyta; Magnoliopsida; Brassicales; Brassicaceae.
AUGGCGACCUUUAUCAAUCUGGAGGAUUCCCCAAUGUUUCAGAAACAGGUUUGUUCCUUGGAAGGGACAGCUGAAGGGCUUAGAGGUCGUUGUCAGAAGCUAUACAAAGGUGUUAAGAAGUUUAUGGGGACUUUGGGAGAAGCAACCAAAGGAGAAAUUGCCUUUGCAGAUUGUCUAGAAGAGUUCGGGGCAGGGCAUGAUGAUCCUAUCAGUCUUUCAAUUGGAGGCCCCGUUAUAUCCAAGUUCAUAAAUACACUUCGAGAGCUUGCCUCUUAUAAGGAGUUUCUUUGCUCACAGGUGGAGCAUGUGUUACUUGAGAGGUUGAUGAACUUUAUUAAUGUUGAUCUACAAGAAGCUAAGGAGUCUCGCCAUCGAUUUGAUAAAGCUGCUCAUUCGUAUGAUCAGUCACGCGAAAAGUUUGUGUCCUUAAAGAAGAAUACAAGAGGAGAGAUUGUUGCAGAGUUGGAAGAGGAUCUGGAGAACUCAAAGUCAACAUUUGAGAAGAGCCGUUUCAAUCUAGUCAAUUCACUGAUGACUAUUGAAGCUAAAAAGAAGUAUGAGUUUUUGGAAUCUAUAAGUGCAAUUAUGGAUGCCCAUCUGAGAUAUUUUAAACUUGGAUAUGACUUGUUGGGUCAAAUGGAACCAUUUAUCCAUCAGAUAUUGACAUAUGCUCAACAAUCAAAAGAACAGUCUAAGAUUGAACAAGAUCGACUAGCAAGACGCAUUCAAGAAUUCAGGACCCAGUCUGAAUUAGACAGCCAACAACUUGCCGCUGACGCAGAGCCCUCUGGUGUUAAUGGAAAUCGUGUUGUUGGUACUGUACCUUAUAAAAAUACGGAAACAAGUUUAACAGCAGACAAGGAAGUAAUUAAACAGGGUUAUUUAUUAAAACGAUCGUCAAGUUUGAGAACUGAUUGGAAAAGGAAGUUUUUUGUCCUUGAUAGCCAUGGCUCCAUGUACUAUUACAGAAACAAUGGCAAUAAAUCAAUGGGAUCUCAGCAUCACUAUAGUGGUUCAUCUGACCAUAAUAGUGGCGUCUUUGGUCGAUUUCGUGCAAGACACAAUCGAUCAGCUUCGCUCACUGAGGGAAGCUUAGGCUACAAUACUAUCGAUCUCCGCACUUCUUUGAUAAAACUAGAUGCAGAAGACAUGGAUCUUCGGCUCUGUUUCAGAAUUAUUUCUCCUCAAAAAACUUACACACUUCAGGCUGAAAAUGGAGCGGAUAGGAUGGACUGGGUAAAUAAAAUCACAACAGCUAUAGGGACGCUUCUGAAUUCUCAUUUUCUGCAACAGUCACCAGUGCAAUAUUUGGAUAAAGACUACGCUAGUUCUGCUCCUGCUAAAGGUGUCGUCUCCCUGGAUCAAAGUCGGCAUAAUGAUGUAAGACGAAAUAUCGGGGAUGAUGUCUCCACAAUACUCAGAGGAAUUCCGGGGAAUAAUGUAUGUGCAGAGUGCAAUGCUCCUGAGCCCGAUUGGGCAUCGUUAAAUCUUGGAGUUUUGUUGUGCAUUCAAUGCUCUGGUGUUCACAGGAACCUCGGGGUUCAUAUAUCCAAGGUGAGGUCCAUCACAUUAGAUGUGAAAGUGUGGGAGCCAACGAUCUUGGACUUAUUUCGAAAUUUGGGCAAUUUGUACUGUAAUUCACUGUGGGAGGGACUACUUCACCUUGACAAUGACUGUGAAGAUGAAUCAACAUCAUCACGAGCUUCAGUUUCGAAACCAUGUCCAGAAGAUUCAUUUACUGUGAAGGAGAAAUACAUUCUAGGGAAGUACCUGGAGAAAGCAUUAGUCAUCAAAGAUGAAAGCAAAGCAAACCCUUCUGCUGCGAGUAGAAUAUGGGAAGCUGUUCAAAGCAGAAACAUACGAGAAAUCUAUCGACUCAUAGUAACUUCUGGGGAUGUGAAUAUCAUCAAUACCAAGUUCGAUGACAUAACCGAUAUCGAUGCAUAUCACCAUUUUGAUGCGUCGGAGGAAGCAGUAAAGAAAAGACAUGACCCAACCGUGUGUCAGAGAAUCAAAGACUCCAACGAACCCGGAAACUGCCUUCAAGGCUGUUCCUUGCUCCAUGUUGCUUGUCACAUUGGUGACUCUGUCUUGCUUGAACUGUUGUUGCAGUUUGGUGCUGACUUAAACAUGAGAGAUUAUCACGGUAGGACUCCGUUACACCAUUGCAUAUCAUCAGGGAACCACAAAUUUGCAAAGAUCCUACUGCGAAGAGGAGCACGUCCAUCGAUAGAAGACGAUGGAGGGCUAAGCGUGCUGGAAAGGGCAAUGGAAAUGGGAGCCAUAACCGAUGAAGAGCUUUUUCUUCUCUUAGCCGAGUGCGCUUAA